This is a messenger RNA of Trichogramma pretiosum, 2848 nucleotides long. RefSeq names its product eukaryotic translation initiation factor 3 subunit C-like. The record is from RefSeq and is a predicted model, not a curated record. The coding region runs from base 153 to 2798 and encodes 881 amino acids. The transcript is spliced from 12 exons. Gene Ontology annotation, biological process: translational initiation. Gene Ontology annotation, cellular component: eukaryotic translation initiation factor 3 complex. NCBI's taxonomy places the organism in Eukaryota, Metazoa, Arthropoda, Insecta, Hymenoptera, Trichogrammatidae. Gene Ontology annotation, molecular function: translation initiation factor activity; translation initiation factor binding; RNA binding.
GCAAGCGGCAGCCGCACGAAUUUAUGGAUGAUGAUUCGUGCUAACCUGAAAAUUAUUCAUACUUUGCAAUAAAGUUGGUUUGCUUCAUAUGUUAAAUUAUAUAUUAAUAUAAAAUAUUAAAAUACUGAAAAAUACAAUUCAAUUCAGCAAGGAUGAGUCGAUUUUUUGCCACUGGUUCUGAUUCUGAAUCGGAAACCUCUUCUGAGGAGGAGCAGGUUCAAAGAGCACCUACUGCUGCCUUCACUUUCAGUGAUGAUGAAGAGGAUACCAAACGAGUUGUUCGUUCGGCUAAAGAAAAGAGAUACGAGGAGAUCACUAAUGCCAUUAAACUUAUUAGAAAUCAAAAAAAGAUCAAAGAUAUUAACUCUGUGCUCAGUACUUUUGAAGAAUUGGUCAAGGCUUAUAACAAAGCCUCGUCUGUUAUAUCUAAGGAAGAAAACGGAAAAACUCCUAAUUUUUAUUUAAGAUGUCUGGUUGAACUUGAUGACUUUAUCAAAGAAGUUUGGGAAGAUAAAGAGGGACGUAAAAGCAUGUCAAAAAUAAACUCUAGAGCAUUAUCAUCUUUUCGCCAAAAAUUGAGAAAGUAUAACAAAGAUUUUGAAAAAGAAAUUGAAGCCUUCAGAGAAAAUCCACCUAAAGAUGAUGAUGAAGAAGAAGAAAAAGUUGAUGAAGUUAAUUCUGAUGAUGAAGAUGAUGAUGAAAAUCAGAUAAGUGAUUUCAAGAAGCAAGAACUUGUUCCAGAUGUUUCUAAGUUCAAGAAAGGAGCAGAUGUCGAUGGUAGUGAUAGUGAUUCAGACUGGGGUUCAAGCUCUGAAGAUGAAAGCUCCAGUAGCUCUGAUGAUGAUAAACCUCAUGCUGCUGAUUACUUCAGAAAAACACAAAAAGAUGGAGAUGAUGAACAAAAACAGGUCAAAAAAGAACACCGUAAAGACCGUAAAGAAAAGGAUAGAAAAAAGAAACGUGAAGAAGAUGAUGGUGAAGGAGAAUGGGAGACUGUAAAAGGUGGAGUGGCCAUACCAUCAGAAAAGCCUAAAAUGUUUGCUAAAGAUGCCGAAAUUAAUACUGCUAGUGUUUUGAAAAAAUUAAAUGAAAUCAUAGCUGCCCGUGGCAAAAAAAGAACGGAUAGAAGAGAAAAAAUUGAACUUUUACAUGAGCUGCAAGCGAUUGCUGAAAAUCACAAUCUUAAUGCUGCAUUAGUUAAAAUAAAGUUUUGCAUUGUUUCAUCUAUCUUUGAUUAUAAUCCAAAGGUAUCUGAUGCUAUGAAACCAGAAUAUUGGUCAAAAAUUUUAGAGCGCAUUUCUGAAAUGUUAACGUUACUUUUGAGUACUAAUGAUAUUGUCUUGGCUAAAUCUAUCCCUGAAGAUGAGGAAGAGUAUGAAAAAUCUCCUUUUAAACUGCAUGGCUGUGUACUCACUUUAGCAGAAAGAUUAGAUGAAGAAUUUAUCAAACUUCUCAAAGAAUGCGACCCCCACAGCAAUGAAUAUGUUGAAAGACUAAAGGACGAAAAUCAAGUUUGCACUAUUAUUGACAAAGUGGAAGAGUACCUGGAGAGACAAGGAACUCCAUCAGAACUUUGCCGUAUUUACAUUCGUAAAAUAGAGCAUUUGUAUUAUAAAUUUGAUCCAACUGUUUUGAAGCAAAAAGAUGGUGAAAUUCCAGCUGAUGCUCUCACCUCUGUAAAAGUUAUGGAUAAAAUGUGUAAAUACAUUUAUAGCCAUGAUGAAACUGAUCGCCUCAGGACUAGGGCUAUUUUGUCUCAUAUUUAUCACCACUCCAUUCAUGAUAAUUGGUUUAAAGCCCGUGACUUAUUCCUCAUGUCACAUUUGCAAGAAAACAUUCAUCAUUCUGAUCCAGCCACACAGAUUUUGUACAAUCGAGCCGUUGCUCAUCUCGGGCUCUGCGCAUUUCGUCAUGCAAACAUUAAAGAUGCUCACAAUUGCCUUCUUGAUUUAAUGAUGACUGGCAAAGUAAAGGAACUCUUGGCUCAAGGUUUGAUGCCUCAAAGACAACAUGAGCGCAGCAAAGAGCAAGAAAAAAUUGAGAAACAACGUCAAAUGCCCUUCCACAUGCACAUAAAUUUGGAAGUACUCGAGUGUGUGUAUCUGGUUUCGGCUAUGCUCAUUGAAAUUCCGUAUAUGGCUGCUCAUGAGUUUGAUGCUAGGAGAAGAAUGAUUUCCAAGACCUAUUACCAGCAACUAAGAUCGAGCGAACGUCAGUCGCUAGUCGGACCUCCAGAAUCCAUGAGAGAACAUGUUGUGGCUGCUUCAAAAGCUAUGCGUAAUGGAAACUGGGCUGCUUGCAAUAAUUUUAUUAUCAAUGAAAAAAUGAAUGGAAAAGUUUGGGAUCUAUUUUAUCAAGCCGAUAAAGUUAGAGCAAUGCUGACCAAGCUCAUUAAAGAGGAGGCUCUGAGAACAUACCUUUUUACUUAUUCUCAUGUUUAUGAUUCCAUAUCGAUGCCAACUUUAGCCCUUAUGUUCGAGUUAGAAAGGGCAACUGUUCAUUCAAUUAUAAGUAAAAUGAUUAUCAACGAAGAGCUGAUGGCUUCGUUGGAUGAACCUUCCGAGGCUGUCGUGAUGCACCGCAGUGAACCAAGUCGUUUACAAUCUUUGGCUUUGCAGCUCACAGACAAAGUCAACAACUUUGUCGAUUCAAACGAACGCAUUUUUGAGAUGAAACAAGGAAACUUCCGAAACCAAGGAAACUUCCGCGAGCGUAAUAACUUCAAUAGGCAAGAUUGGGGAGGUCGUCAACGGCGUGAUCGCAAUCGUAACAACGAUGAAGCCAGAAAUAAUUAUUGAAGUUUUAAACAUUAAAUAUUGUUCGAAAAAUUGAAUUUUGUACAAACAAU